AUUCGAUUUUAUUACUUUGUAUUAAGUCCUGUCUCUUAAAACGUAGUGAUUAUAUUCUCUUUGGUCAAUAUCUUCGAUUUCGGGUGUCGGGAAGAGUUCGUGUUUGUUUUAGUUAUGAAUUUAGUGGUAUUUUAAACAUUUUAAGAAAUAAAAGCAUAAGGAUUUAAAGUUUCCAUAUAUAUUAAAAUUCCUUUUGUUUAAGUCUCUCAUACAUCAUCCAUUAUUUUACCGCGGAAAUCAAUAGUAUGCCCCCUAAAAGACCAUACGGCCGUCCACCUGGCCUGAGAGGCAAAGAUAUAGGACUUUAUUAUAAAUCACGACAAUUGCAAAAAAAGAACACAGAAAAUCGUUAUACGAUCAAUCUUAAAAUUCCGCCUAAUGUUGUAUCAUCAAUUCAAAAUAAUUUAGCUUCAAUUAAAAGAAUUGCAAAUGAGCUAAAUAUCCCCAUCAAGCCAAUGAAAACAUUAGACUUGUGUGAAACACCUGGCAAUGAGACAUCUCCAGAUGCAAUAAAUUCUUCACAGCAUGAUUUAAAAAGUACGGACAUGAAACCACCUGAAACAUAUACAAGAGCCAGCAAGAAAAGUAAGGAUGAGCCUACAAAUAAUUCAAAAAGCAAACAAAUGCCAACUUCAAGUUAUGAUUUUGUUCCAAACAAUGAAAAGAAUAGGGACAGUAUAGCAACCAGAAUAGCUAAAAGUGUGAAUAGACAAUCUGAGAAUUUUGAUUCACAUAACCAAAGACUAGGUUUAGGGCUUAAAGCCUUUAAAUAUGGGUAUGACGACAUAAUAACUGGCAAUUUUGAUGAAAAACUAGAUGAGUGUUUAGCCAGAGGUAAUGUUAGUUUAAAAUAUGAUAUGGAUCAUAGCCUAGCUAUAUAUGAAGACUACAAGAACAUGUUGUCCAGAGAAGGGUACAAGAAACUGUUGAAAUUUAGAGAAAUAUUGCCAACAUAUAAAAAGUCUGCAAAAUUGUUGGAGGUAAUAAAAAACAACCAAGUUGUUGUGAUAAGCGGUGAGACUGGAUGUGGAAAGUCUACACAGGUCCCACAGAUCAUCCUAGAUGAUGCAAUUAACAAUAAAAUAGGUUCUACAGUCAAGAUUUUGGUCACUCAGCCAAGGCGUAUAGCGGCCUCUUCAUUGGCUAAGAGAGUGUCAGAGGAAAGGGGUGAACGAAUGGGCAAUACUGUUGGAUUUGCAGUGAGAUUAGAAAAAAUAGAUCCAAGGCCUGUUGGCAGUAUAUUGUUUUGUACAACAGGUAUACUAUUAACUGAGCUAGAAGUGGACCAAGGCUUGGGUAGUUUCAGCCACAUAAUACUGGAUGAAGUGCAUGAAAGAGACACACAUAUAGACUUGGCCUUGUGCAUGUUAAAAAAGGUCUUAAGCAAACGUAAAGAUGUACGGCUAAUACUAAUGAGUGCCACUAUAGAUGCGGAAAAACUGUCAGAAUACUAUGACAAUUGCCCUAUGGUACACAUUGAAGGCUUGGCAUAUCCAGUGAAAGAUAUUUACCUGGAAGAAAUUCUGCAAAUUACUAAUUAUGAACUACCGAUUGAUGUAAAAAAUUCCCAGUAUCAAAAUCCUUCUAAGCCCUGGCAAAAACAUGUGAAGAAAUUUAAACUGGAAGCUGCAAAUGCGAUAGAAAAAGAUGUCAAAUAUAGAGCCGAAAUUAGUAAAUGGCUUGAAUCAAAGAGGAAAAGUCUGCCACGACAUGUAUAUCAUUCAUUGCAAAACCCGAAAAUUGAAGACCUUAAUAUUGACUUAGUGUAUGAAGUGGUGAGACACAUUUGUAUAGGCGAACCGGGGGCAAUCCUUGUGUUUUUACCUGGAAUCGGCGAUAUCACAAAACUGCUAAAAAAAAUGAGUGAAAGUAAAAAAUUCCCACCUUCAGCAUACGAAAUAUAUCCUUUGCACUCAAAGUUACCAUCUCUUGAACAACAUAAGAUAUUUGAGAGGCCCCUACCACACGUAAGAAAGAUUAUUGUAGCUACAAAUAUAGCGGAAACUUCAAUAACUGUUGAUGAUAUUGUUUAUGUGGUUGACUGUGGCAAGAUAAAGUACAAUGGUUUCAAUAUUGAAGAAAAUGUGACUACAUUGAAGACGGAAUGGGUGUCGAAAGCGAACUUACGGCAAAGACGGGGUAGAGCCGGUCGUUGCCAACCAGGCAUCUGCUACCAUUUAGUGUCAUCAUAUCGCGCUGAAACUCUCGAAGAACUAUUAAAGCCAGAAAUACAAAGAUGCGACCUGUUAGAGGCGGUUCUGGCUGUAAAGAGAUUAAGGCUGGGCAAGGCAGAGGAGGCCUUAAAUUCGAUGCCAGCACCACCAGCAGCCUCAACCAUCCAGUCUGCGGUGAAACAUUUGCAGAAAUGUGGAGCGUUAGACGAGCACGAGACUCUAACCCCGCUGGGGUGGCAUUUAGCUCGUCUACCCGUACACCCGUCUGCUGGAAAGCUGUUAGUACUCGGCGCGUUGUUUGGAUGUCUGGACCGCGCCGCCAGCGUGGCCGCUGUGUGGGGAUUUAAAGACCCCUUCCAGCUUGUGAUCGGUAAAGAAAAGGAAGUGGAUGAAGCACGGCGUUGUUUCGCACAGGGCGAACCAAGCGACCACAUAGCUGUUUCUGAAGCGAUCAUUAAUUGGGAAAUGUGCAGCUAUAAAGGAAGAAACAACUUCGCCUACGAUAAUUUCCUAUCCAAAAGUACAUUGGAAAUGUUGACAGAAAUGAAAAAACAAUUAGGAGAAAAUCUCAAGCAAAUGGGUUUUCUAAAUUCGGGGAAUAUUAAAUCGCAGUGGGAGAACCGUAAUUCCGAAAACUUUAGUCUGUUUAAAGCAAUUGUUGCAGCCUCAUUGUAUCCUAACAUUGCCACAGUCAAAUGGCUCAACAUAAACACAUAUAACAGACACAAACCGAUUCGUAUAAAGGUCCAUACUCCUGAAGAUGGAUUGAUCGAGAUACACCCUAGUAGUGUACUUGGCGUCGUUACGGGUAGAAAUAGUACGAGAGAGAACACGCUAUGCGUAAAGCCGGGUGCGAACUGGCUUGUUUACUGGUUAAAACAGAAGUCGACGAAGCUCUACCUCUUUGAUGUAACUCUGGUAUAUACACUGCCUUUAUUGUUCUUCGGAGAACUUAAGGUGACAAAAGAUGAAGAAUCUGACGAUUAUUUCAUAUCAAUAUCAAAAAUAAGAGUGCGCUGUAAGAAGGAAACAACGCAGCUACUCUUCGAGGUGAGGUCACUCUUGGAUCAAGUCCUUGCUUCGAAGAUCAUGGUGUCUAGUCAACAUUGUUCAUCCAGAAAUACCAGGUUUGAAGAACAGGUUUUAAAUACCGUUACGGAAUUAAUAACGGCUGAAGACGAACGCGCAGAAUACCUGGGUGACGACGAAGAUCUAUCUGAAUCAGAGUAUUCAGAAGACGAAUCAGAAAGAUCGUGGUGUAAAUAAAAAAAUAAACAUGUUUUUAGUUGGUUA
Molecule: messenger RNA, 3467 nt
Organism: Manduca sexta (tobacco hornworm)
Lineage: Eukaryota; Metazoa; Arthropoda; Insecta; Lepidoptera; Sphingidae
Gene: Rhau
Product: ATP-dependent DNA/RNA helicase DHX36
Exons: 12
Coding region: 246-3440 (1064 amino acids)
Cellular component (GO): cytoplasm; nucleus; intracellular anatomical structure
Molecular function (GO): ATP binding; G-quadruplex RNA binding; DNA helicase activity
Source: RefSeq, a predicted model, not a curated record